CGCUGGCUUUAUUCCCGGAUUCCGCAGUCGUGGGCUGGUAGAACCGAGCUCCGAGCUUGAAGAGGCUGGCAGUGCAGGAGCUGCGAGGCUGCGGAGUCCUCGUGCCUUGAGGACAGAUGUGCGCAGGCAUAGGGGGUGCUCCUACCUGAGCUGGGGUGAAGCUUUUGGAGAGGACAAGACGGCCACAGAGAGAUGCAGCCGGAGGAGUCCUGCGCGGGGAGCGCGCCCCCCGGUCCAGAUGUCCCAGAAAGACGCCAGCGCUCGCCAGACCCCGAACCGCGCCUGUCCGGCCAGCUACUGCCCGAGCUCUACAGCUUCGUGGCGCGCGUCCUGUUCUACCUGGCGCCGGUCUACCUGGCGGGCUACCUGGGACUCAGCGUCACCUGGUUGCUGCUUGGAGCCCUGCUCUGGAUGUGGUGGCGCCGGAACCGCCGCGGGAAGCUGGGGCGCCUGGAGGCCGCCUUCGAAUUCCUGGAGCACGAGCGCGAGUUCAUCAGCCGCGAGCUGCGGGGCCAGCAUUUGCCAGCCUGGAUACAUUUCCCAGAUGUGGAGCGUGUGGAGUGGGCUAAUAAGAUCAUCACCCAGAUCUGGCCCUAUCUAAGCAUGAUCAUGGAGAACAAGAUCCGGGAGAAACUGGAGCCCAAGAUCCGGGAGAAGAGCAUCCACCUCAGGACCUUCACUUUCACCAAGCUCUACUUUGGGCAGAAGUGUCCCAAGGUGAACGGAGUCAAGGCUCACACAGACAAAUGCAACCGGAGGAAAGUGACCCUGGACCUGCAGAUCUGUUAUAUCGGUGACUGUGAGAUCAGUGUGGAGCUGCAGAAGAUUCGUGCAGGUGUGAACGGUGUCCAGUUGCAGGGUACCCUGCGUGUCAUUCUGGAGCCCCUGCUGGUGGACAAGCCUUUCAUAGGAGCUGUGACUGUGUUCUUCCUUCAAAAGCCGCACCUGCAGAUUAACUGGACAGGCUUGACCAACCUGCUGGACAUGCCAGGUAUCAAUGAGUUAUCAGACAGCCUGCUGGAGGACCUGAUUGCUGCUCACCUGGUGCUGCCCAACCGUGUGACUGUGCCCGUGAAGAAGGGGCUGGAUAUAACCAGCCUGCGCGUCCCUCUCCCCUGUGGUGUGAUCAGAGUCCAUUUGCUGGAGGCCAAGAAGCUGGCCCAGAAGGACAACUUCCUAGGGCUCGGAGGCAAAUCAGACCCCUACGCCAAGGUGAGCAUUGGCUUGCAGCAGUGCCGGAGCAGAACCGUAUACAAGAACCUGAACCCCACCUGGAAUGAAGUAUUCGAGUUUAUGGUGUACGAGGUGCCUGGGCAGGAUCUGGAGGUAGACCUGUAUGACGAGGAUGCUGACAGGGAUGACUUCCUGGGCAGCCUGCAGAUCAGCCUUGGAGAUGUCAUGAAGAACAGAGUGGUGGAUGAGUGGUUUGUCCUGAAUGACACGACCAGUGGGAGGCUGCACCUGAGGCUGGAGUGGCUCUCACUACUCACUGACCCAGAAGCGCUGGAGAACGAUAGUGGCCUCUCCACUGCCAUCCUCGUGGUCUUCUUAGAAAAUGCCUGCAACCUGCCGAGAAACCCUUUUGACUAUCUGAACGGUGAAUAUCGAGCCAAAAAACUCUCCAGGUUUGUCAAAAAUAAGGCCAGCAGAGACCCUUCCUCAUAUGUCAAGCUAUCUGUGGGCAAGAAGACCUUUACCAGUAAGACCUGUCCCCACAGCAAGGACCCCGUGUGGAGCCAGGUGUUCUCCUUCUUUGUGCACAGCGUGGCGGCUGAGCAGCUCUGCCUCAAGGUGCUGGAUGAUGAGCUGGAGUGUGCUCUGGGGGUGCUGGAGUUUCCCCUGUGCCAGAUCCUCUCCUGUGCUGACCUCACCCUUGAACAGUGCUUCCAGCUGGAUCACUCAGGCCUGGACAGCCUCAUCUCCAUGAGGCUGGUGCUUCGGUUCUUACGUGUGGGGGAACGAGAGCUAGGAAGCCCAUACACCGGACCCGAUGCUCUAAAAAAAGGUCCUCUGUUCGUCAAGAAGGUGGACACCAACCAGGGUUGUAAAGCCCCAACCCUGAAAGAAGACCUUACAGAUGUGACAAGCAUCUUGAACCCUGCCUCUUACAUCAAGGGAGCCUCCAAGAGCACUGAUAACAUCAGUGUGGCCACCAAAGCCCCAGAACCUAAGCCUGAGCCCCAGGAGACAGGCCUGGAGCCCAAAGGCAAGGACGGUGCCACAGGGCUCUGUGAGUCCCUGGGAAGGAAGAAGAACCCAGCUACUACCUUCCUGACUGUCCCAGGCCCGCACUCGCCAGGGCCUAUCAAGUCACCCAGACCCAUGAGCCGCCCUGCCUUUCCAUUCGCAUGGCCACUCACGAGGGUGGCUCCCAGCAUGUCCUCACUCAACUCCCUGGCCUCUUCCUGCUUUGACUUGACAGAUGUCAGCUUCAACACUGAAUCUGGGGACUGCAGGCUGCGACGGCUGGGUGAGAUUCAGCUCACAGUGCGCUAUGUGUGUCUUCGACACUGUCUCAGGGUGCUAGUCAACGGCUGCAGAAACUUGACACCCUGCACCAGCAGUGGCGCUGAUCCCUAUGUCCGCAUCUACCUGUUGCCAGAGAGGAGAUGGGCGAGUCGGAAGAAGACCUCGGUAAAGCAGAAGACCCUGGAACCCCUAUUCGAUGAGACGUUUGAAUUUUUUGUUCCCAUGGGAGAAGUACAGAAGAGGUCACUGGAUGUUGCAGUGAAAAACAGUAGACCUCUCGGCUCACACAGAAGGAAGGAGCUGGGGAAAGUGCUGAUUGACUUAUCAAAACAGGAUCUGAUUAAGGGCUUUUCACAGUGGUAUGAACUGACUCCAGACGGACAGCCCAGAAGCUGACAAUGACCUCUUAUGUCCUGUGUUAGAAAGUGAAUCUGUGUAUUUUUGUCAUUUAAAUCAGAACAUUUGAAGGAAGUAUAUAUUGUAUGAACUCUUAACUACAUGAUACUACAUGGGUAGUAGAAGAAGGUCGUGUAAAAGCAGGAACUAUUCCUGUUAAUUUGGAUUAAUUCAAAUCCGCAAAGAAACGGUGGCAUUUGUAGCUAAGGAGGCACCAAAACCUCAGUAUUGACUUCUCACGUUGGUAAGUAACCUGUGCCUGUCUCCAACACAGGGUUGUGGCAGAGGAAGCCUGUUUAGGGCAUGUACCAGCAGUCCUGGGCAGGUAUCAACCACAGGAGGGCACUCUUUUGUGAACUAAAAAGCAUCCAAAACCCAGAGCUACCACUGCCAAAGCCCCCCCCCUGGUUGCCCCCUGUGAUGCUGUAAGCCUGCCUUGGCCCUGGUUCUGAUUUGGAGCUGUGGUGUAUGUUCCUAGGGGCAACAGUGCUAAGAGUGAUAUCCUUAAGUAAAUGCUCUGGGAAAGCCGAGGCACAAACCUCUGGUAUGCGGCAUUAUUUCCAUAGGAAAAUUUGAGCCCAGCCCCAAAACAAGGUUCGUGUCUGAACCCUGGGUUCAGGAGGCUACAGCACAGCCACCUCCUAGGAGGAAUGGUGGGGCCUUUUUGUAUUUCUGUUAGGCAAGUUUGAGACUUAGUCCUGCUGUUGUAAGAAACUGAUGGGUCUCCCAAAUAUACAUGUUAAGAGGAAAAAAUAUGGACACUGUGUAUUUAAGCAAGUGCCUUUUACACAUUUCAGUUUGUAAGACCAGAUAGACUUUUGUUCUCUGUGUUUCUAGAGUGACGAUCACCCAUUCAGACCACACUCCCUGUCAUCUUCUAUAGUGCUUUUCCUUUUUAUUAUUAUUCCGUGUAGGAUGUGAGCAGGUGCAAAACACCUAUGGAUACAUAGGUUCUGGGCGGGCUUGUGCAACAGAUGACCUUUAGCCAUCUCCGAUGUUCUUCUAAAGAAUGCUACCGAGUGGGCAUGGUGGCAAAUGUCUUUAGUCCCAGCUCUGGGAGGCUCAGGCAAGUGGCUCUCUGUGGGUUCAGGCCAGCCAAGGCUACAAAGUAUGACUGACUCUCAAAAACAAAACAACAAAAAUUGGCAAUGUUCUACUGGGCAUGGUGGCCCACACCGGUAAUCCCAGCACUUGGAGGCCGAGGUGGCCUGCCUCAACAACACAACUAUAGUGUUCACUCUGACUUACUGUAGGGUAUGUGUUAUUUAUUAUAGACUGUAAUAUUCAUAGCUCCAACUCACCUAUCAAGUGUGAGCUGUGGUUUCUGCUGCUGCUGUACUCCUGUGCAGAUGUGUGUCCAUUCAGCAGCAUCCUGAGGAUACAAAACAGUCUACACACUGUCGUCUUUUCCAGUGGCCAGCCCACACUGGAAGUGGCCAGUCUCACUUUCCAGCUUAACAAUGCUCAGUGUAGGCAGGUGGAUCUCUGAGUUCAAGACCAUCCUGGUCUUCAGAGUAAGUUCUGGGACAGCCAAGACUACACAGAGAAACCCUGUGUCCAAAACCAGAAGCCAAUUCUUAGUGUUGUAACAUUAAUUUUUUUUAAUGUUUACACUCUGUCUGUUAGGCCUCAUACUAAGCAACUACAAUAUUUUGUUUGAUAAUGUUUUAGUUUAUAUCCCAGUUGAACCAGACUACCUGAUGCAUAAUACAGAUUUUGUAAAUAUUUC
Messenger RNA from Rattus norvegicus (Norway rat), 4594 nucleotides. NCBI's taxonomy places the organism in Eukaryota, Metazoa, Chordata, Mammalia, Rodentia, Muridae. The record is from RefSeq and is a predicted model, not a curated record.